Molecule: messenger RNA, 1482 nt
Organism: Symbiodinium pilosum
Lineage: Eukaryota; Dinophyceae; Suessiales; Symbiodiniaceae
Source: the annotation of a GenBank genome assembly
GAGCUGGUACAGGCCUUUCCAGGAGCGAAGGUGAUCCUCACCGACCUUGACGAGGACCAGUGGUGGCUGUCCACCUCAAAGGCGAAGGAGGCCCUGGCACGAGAUGUGCCAGGGGUGCCCCUCAACAACAGCCCUGUAAAGCACUGGCUCCAGCGCAUCUUCGCACCCUCCUAUGGAAAGUUCUGUGCAUUUCUUCGCUUUUACUGGGCAGCCAAGUUGGGCUACAGUGAGGGGCAUGUGAGCGAGCACGUGGCGCGACGGAGGUUUCGAGAGCAUACCUCCUACGUCAAGGCUCGCAUGGCAUCAGCCUACAGCGCCAAGCAACUACUAGUGUACAACGUCGUAGACGGCUGGAUGCCACUCUGCAGCUUCCUGGAACAGAAAGAGCCCGCAGACGGAUUUCCGGAGGUGCGCUACAAGAAUCGUGACAAGAACCAGCCAGAAUGGUUUGGCCGCGUCACCGGCAUGACCCUCCUGUUCCAUCCGAAUGGGGUCAUGAUCUCACUCCUCCGACGUGAGCUCCUGUCGAAUGCAGUGAUUGGCUUUUCUUUUGCGACGCUGCUGCUGUUCGUGCUCUUCCUGCUGGAGGGCCCAACGCCAGCAGGCCUUGUCUACCUGGCGGUGCUGGGGACGAUCUGGACUGCGUAUGUGGUCAUGUACGAGACCAUGUACAAAAUCCCCUUCCUCUUCGUACUGUCCACAACACUGAAGUGCCUUCUGAUUGCUGGAUCCCUGCAAACAAGCAGCGUGGUCUACGGCGUUCUCAAGGAGCAGGUGGCAUCUAGGGAUAAAAUCCCUUCAGCGCUCGUGCUCCUGACGAAUCGGCUGACAGCUACAGCCUGCUGUUGUCUAUACCUGCUCGCAACCACCAAGCGUGUAUCACUCGGCGCGAGUCCUAUGGCCUUCUCCUCCUUUGCGGUGACAAACGAGAUUUCCUCCUGGGCAGGAUAUGAGGUUAUGCGAUACUUCUCCUACCGAGUGCAGGUGAUGUCAAAAUCCGCGAAGAUGCUUCCGACCAUGAUGGUUGGCCGGGUUUGGCUUGGGAAGAGGUAUUCACCUCCGGAGUACCUGCGAGCUGUACUGGCGCUUUGCUGCGUCUUUGCCAUGCAUUGCGCAGACGAGUGGGACCAGGCUCGGAGCCAGUCAAAGAAAGCGCAGGACUGGGCAAUGGGGGCCGGGAUGCUCGGGAUCUUCUUCAUUGCUGAUAGCUAUACGUCAACGAUCCAAGAGGGUCUCUACCAGGAGAAGGGACUCACCGAGGUGCAGAUGAUGCUUGGCGGGAACCUUUUGGGACUUUCCGUAUCCAUGGUACGGAUUGUGUCCUCUUUCUCCAAGAUUUCUGCCUCCAUUGAUGCCAUGUCCUCGAACGGCGCAGGCAUGUUCUGGCGACUGCUUGGCCUAGGUGUCAUGUCCGCUCUCACGCAAUUCUGCAUCUACUCGGCCAUCAGCGUCCUCGGUGCUGAUGGAUUCGCGUGGGCGCAG